Messenger RNA from Xenopus laevis (African clawed frog), 2874 nucleotides. RefSeq names its product syntaxin-binding protein 2 (gene stxbp2.L). The record is from RefSeq and is a predicted model, not a curated record. The coding region runs from base 120 to 1898 and encodes 592 amino acids. The transcript is spliced from 19 exons. NCBI's taxonomy places the organism in Eukaryota, Metazoa, Chordata, Amphibia, Anura, Pipidae.
CCCUUAGCAACGGACUUCCUGCUGCUUCCGUGAUGUCACUUGUAACUGCAGCGUCAGAACACGGAAGUUGCUGAUGCUUCAGGGACCGUAACCGGGUGGAGGUACAGGGCUAGGACAAGAUGCCACCGACCGGGCUGAAAGCUGUAGUCGGAGAGAAAAUCGUGUCAGGGGUGAUUGCCAGCAUAAAGAAAGAUGGAGAAUGGAAGGUGCUGCUUGUCGAUCACACCAGCAUGCGUAUUCUCUCCUCUUGCUGCAAAAUGUCUGACAUGCUGGAUGAAGGCAUCACAAUUGUAGAAGAUGUUAAUAAGAGGAGAGAGCCAAUUCCUAGUCUGGAAGCCAUUUACUUCAUCACCCCAUGCGAGACGUCUGUCCGCGCUAUUAUAUCCGACUUUAGGGACAUGGGUGCCCCUAUGUACAAAGCAGCACAUAUAUUCUUCACCGACACUUGUUCUGAUCAGCUGUUUGCUGAGCUAGGAAAGUCGAAGGUCCCAAAGGUGAUCAAAACCCUAAAAGAAAUCAACCUGGCUUUCCUUCCAUAUGAAUCGCAGGUCUAUUGCCUUGAUGCAAAGGACUCUUUCCACACCCUGUUCAGCCCGUAUGGAAAGCUUGAGAAAAACAAAUGCCUGGAGAUGUUGGCAGAGCAGAUCGCCACACUUUGUGAAACCCUGAAAGAGUACCCUGCCGUCAGAUACCGGAGUGGCUAUGAAGACAAUUACACAUUAGCACAAAUGGUGUUUGACCGUCUCAAUGCAUUUAAAGCCGAUAACCCCAGCAUGGGCGAGGGUCCAGACAAGGGCAGAUCCCAGCUUCUGAUUGUUGACCGUGGCUUUGACCCUGCUUCCCCGAUCAUGCAUGAGCUUACCUUCCAGGCCAUGACGUAUGACCUCCUAGAUAUCCAAAAAGACAUAUACAGCUAUGAGACCACAGGUAUUGGAGAAUCACUGGAAAAGCAGGUCCUUUUGGACGAGGACGAUGACCUGUGGGUGGAGCUUCGCCAUAUGCACAUUGCUGAUGUUUCCAAGAAGGUUACAGAGCUGCUUAAAUCAUUCUGUGAAAGUAAAAGAAUGACUACAGACAAGGCCAACAUUAAAGAUUUGUCCCAGAUACUGAAAAAGAUGCCUCAGUACCAGAAGGAGUUAAAUAAGUAUGCCACUCACCUCAACCUGGCAGAAGACUGCAUGAGACACUUUAAGGGGACAAUUGAGAAACUGUGUGCAGUGGAGCAGGACCUCGCCAUGGGCUCAGAUGUAGAGGGGGAGAAACUGAAGGACCCAAUGAAGAUUAUAGUGCCUCAUCUGCUUGAUCCCAAUAUCAAACCCUAUGAUAAAAUCCGCAUCAUCCUCUUGUAUAUCUACCUGAGGAACGGUAUCACAGAUGAAAACCUUACCAAGCUAAUACAACACGCUAAUAUCCAGAAUGAGAGCAACAUCAUACGGAACAUGCAGCACCUGGGCACCCAAGUGGUUCUAGGGCAACCAGCAACAAAUUCCGUCAGACCAGAGAGGAAACUGCGUCCAGAACCCACCUAUCAGCUAUCUCGCUGGACACCAGCACUGAAGGAUAUCAUGGAGGAUGCCAUAGAAGAUAAACUGGAUAAAAAACUGUGGCCAUUUGUCUCUGAACCUGUCAAGGCCACUGGACCAGCUCAGCCUGUAGUGAGUGCCCGGUUUGGCCACUGGCACAAAACAAGGAGUGCCGCAGAAUACCGCUCCGGCCCUCGCCUUUUGGUUUACAUACUAGGCGGGGUGUCCAUGUCUGAGAUGAGAUGCGCCUAUGAGUUGACCAAAGCUACAGACUCCAAGUGGGAAGUUAUUAUAGGAUCAACUCACAUCCUCACUCCAGCCAUCUUCCUUAACGGGCUGAAGACCCUGGAUCAGCAGGUGACCAACAGUCAAUAAAGAGCCCUUCCUUUCCUGCUUUGUGACCCUUGAUGUGUCAUGGAACCCAACAGCUACCACCAAAAGCACUCCAACUGAUGGACCUCUCUGCUUCCAAAGCAAAACUGCCAGAUAUUUUUCUUCUAUUAGAACCAGAGAUCCCUCUCAUUUCACAAUUAAGUUUUGCCAUGUUUAUUAUAACGGUGAUCAGGGACAAAAAUGUUACACACAAAAUAGUACAGGUAUGGGACCUGUUAUUCAGAAUGCUUGGGAUCUGGGGGUUUUCCGGAUAAGGGAUCUUUCCGUAGUUUGGACCUUCAUACCUUAAGUCUUCUAGAAAAUCAUGUAAACAUUAGGGAUGUGUCGAAUCCACUAUUCGGGAUUCUGCCGAAUCCCCGAAUCCUUGGUGAAAGAUUUGGCCGAAUUCAGAAUCUUAAUUUGCAUAUGCAAAUUAGGGGCAGGAAAGGAAAAAGUGGAAAAAAGUCAUGUGAUUUCCCUAACCGCCCCUAAUUUACAUAUGCAAAUUAGGAUUUGGUUCAGACAGGCACAAGGAUUCGCUGAAUCCGAAUCCUGCUGAAGAAGGCCGAAUCCUGAACCGAAUCCUGGAUUCGGUGCAUCCCUAUUAAACAUUAAAUAAAGCCAAUAGGCUGGUUUUGCUUCCAAUAAGGAUUAAUUGUAUCUAAGUUGGGAUCAAGUACAAGCUGCUGUUUUAUUAAUACAGUAAAAAAGGAAAUUAAUUUUCAAACUGUGGAUUAUUUGGAUAAUAUGGAGUCUAUGGCAGACGGCCUUUCGGUAAUUCAGAGCUUUCUGGAUAAUGGGUUUCCGGAUAACGGAGCUCACACCUGUACCGAGUAAUAUUUGAUUUCUGGUGCAGUCCAUUGCAAUCAUGUUUUGCAGAAGUAGAAAAAGGAAAUCAUUUUUAAAAAUUUUGAUUAUUUCUACCAAAUGGGAGAAAUGAAAUGUAAAAACUUCUGAUAUCUUGAAAAGAAAAAAAUAA